This is a messenger RNA of Felis catus (domestic cat), 5411 nucleotides long. It is a transcript of the gene GAS2L3, whose product is annotated as growth arrest specific 2 like 3. The transcript has 9 exons. Bases 621 to 2696 code for a protein of 691 amino acids. Gene Ontology annotation, biological process: actin crosslink formation. Lineage: Eukaryota; Metazoa; Chordata; Mammalia; Carnivora; Felidae. Gene Ontology annotation, molecular function: actin filament binding; cytoskeletal adaptor activity; microtubule binding. The record is from RefSeq and is a predicted model, not a curated record. Gene Ontology annotation, cellular component: actin filament.
UUUUGAAAAUAUAUAUACAAAAGACUCUUCUGCUAAAGUUCAAGUGACUGAAGGUUGUUCACAAAUUCUUGAUUUCUUUCAUAAAACGAAUUCUGUUGGAUUUUUGCAUAAAAAGUGCAACUACUAAACAUUCUUGUGAUAGCUUCUUUGUGAAUGUGUCACUGUUCUUGAUUUGCACACGCCUUAUAAUUUAGGCCUUCUUUUGUUUUGGGUUGGCAGUUCCAACUGUUAAAGCUCUUGUCUGAUUAUGUGGGACUCCUUAUUUUAAUGGGAGCAGCUUCUUUGCUGCAUUUUUAAAAAAUGGUCUCGGAAGCUUCUUACUGUGGAUCUUUGUUGAGGACAAAGGAUUAUUUAUGCUAAAGGAAAAUGUAUUCCCCACUGAAUUAGCUCGUGGGAAGCAUAACAAGCUUAUUAGUAAUGCUCAAUUGUACUUUGGCCUUUUGCUAUGGUAGAGAGAAGGAAAAAAUGACAUCAAAAAGGACAUUCUGCUGUCCUUUGCCUUCCCGCAAAGAAAACGUGAUGUAAUAUUAGACUUUUGUUAGAUUUAGCUCAAGUUCAACUUUGGUACCAGCAGAAAUACUCCUGAAAGAAAAGUGAAAAGCAUUUUCAUUUCAACAUAGAUGGCCAUGCAACCUGCAAUUCAAGUGUGGUUUGGAGAAGACCUGCCUCUAAGUCCGCGUAGUCCUCUGACCCCCAGACAUGGGCCAGGUUUGGCUGAUGUUUGUCAGUAUGAUGAGUGGAUAGCUGUGAGGCAUGAAGCCACCCUGUUGCCCAUGCAAGAAGAUCUGUCAAUAUGGCUAUCUGGUUUGUUAGGUAUUGAAGUUAAGGCAGAACGAUUAUUGGAAGAACUUGAUAAUGGAGUACUACUAUGCCAACUGAUUGAUGUUCUUCAAAACAUGGUGAAAACAUGCAACUCUGAAGAUCCUGGGAAUUUUCCAAUGAGAAAAGUGCCCUGUAAGAAAGAUGCUGUCUCAGGUUCAUUCUUUGCUAGAGACAAUACUGCAAACUUCCUUCACUGGUGUAGGCACAUUGGGGUUGAUGAGACUUACCUCUUUGAAUCUGAAGGUUUAGUUUUGCACAAAGACCCAAGACAGGUGUAUCUUUGUCUUCUAGAAAUUGGUCGAAUUGUGUCAAGAUACGGGAUUGAGCCGCCAGUAUUAGUAAAACUUGAGAAAGAAAUUGAACUGGAAGAGACCUUACUUAAUACUUCUGGGCCUGAAGAUUCCAUUAGCAUUCCGAAAUCAUGCUGUCAGCAUGAAGAACUGCAUGAAGCUGUUAAACAUAUUGCUGAAGACCCUCCUUGUAGUUGUUCCCACCGAUUUUCUAUUGAGUACCUAUCUGAAGGACGGUACCGACUUGGGGAUAAGAUACUCUUUAUAAGAAUGCUUCAUGGAAAACACGUCAUGGUCCGUGUUGGUGGAGGCUGGGAUACUCUUCAAGGAUUUUUGCUUAAAUAUGAUCCCUGUCGCAUAUUGCAGUUUGCUACACUAGAACAAAAAAUUCUAGCAUUUCAAAAAGGAGUUGCUAAUGAAAGUAUACCUGAUUCAUCUGCCAGAACACCUCAGCUUCCUGAAAUGAAUCCUUUGUCAGCAGUUAACAUGUUUCAGAAACAAAAAUCAAAACCUGGCACACCAGUUGGUAUUCCAAGGAGCAAAGAAAAGCAGACAUGUCCACCGGCUGAGCUGCUGCCAGCAUCUUCCCCAAAAGGAGGGAAUCUGGGCUCCGUGUCAGUCCGUCCUAAAUUGCCAAAUACUCCAGCAGUGUCUUCUCAUCUUAAGCUCAAAUCUUCAAAAGGCAUAGUAAAGAAACCACCAGUUCCUUCAAACAAUGCAUCGUCUUCACUUCCUUCUUUAAAUCCAGUAGGUAAAAGUACUUCUUCGCCAGCUUUAUCCAGAACUGCACCUAAAUGCAUCUCAUCACCCAGUACUCCUAAGGUCAAGCUUGCUAUGGCCCAGAAGCCCAGAGAUGUGCCUGAGUCUGCACUUUUGCCAAAUAAAUCUUCUGGAAAAACUGAACCAAAGCAUUUGAAACACACUCACGUAUCUUCCAGGGAUAAUGCAGUAUCUCACUCAGCUGCACACUCAGAUUCAUCAUCAAAGGGUCCAAAGCUCCCUAAAGCAAAUAUCCAUGUAAGGCCUAAACCUUCCCCUUCAUUCCAUUCCCCUACAAAAGUUACAAAAUCUAGUUCCAAAACUACCACCGCAGGUCUAGGAACAGGGUGUCAGCCAUCUGAUGGAGCCCCACAAGCAAGAGCAAUGCCAACACAGAAACUGAAGUCAGCCUUGAAUUUAAAGCAGCCACUCUCGGUAUCCUCAGUUGUGCCUGCAAAAGCUGCACAGGAAUCGAAAGAUAAGAACAUGGUUUCAGUUGCCAAAAAGCAGCCUCAAAAUAAAAGUACAUCCCAGAAGAUAGGACCCAGCUCCUCGAAGUCCCCUGGCCGUACCCCGCUGUCCAUCGUGAGUCUUCCCCAGUCCUCAGUCAAGACACAGACUGUGCCAAAGUCAGCACAGACUGCCACUAAGAGCCAGUAUUUAGCUAAAGGGCUUCCAAAAAGUGCCAAAGCCCCAGCCUCAACCAGGAAACCACCCUCAUCUGGCAAGGAAGCAGUUGGCGGCGAUAAAAAACAUACUGCAAAGAAAAAGGAAGAUGAUGACCAUUAUUUUGUUAUGACUGGAAGUAAGAAACCUAGAAAGUAAACACAAAUGUAUCAUUUUAAGAAAACAGGAAAGUCAAAGAGUGAAUGUAUUGGCAUCACAUCUUAAAAAUUUCUCCUGUUUGUCCAAAUAGGUUCAGACAUUAGGCACAGUAAGAUGGGGGUUGGAGGUUGGGGAUGGAGGUGGAAGGUGCAUCAGAAUUCACAUUUCUGAAUUCACCAGAAGAUACCCUUUUGAGGCGGACAGUUGUAAAAUUGCUAUAAGGUUCUUAUUAAUAAUAGACAUUUAUAUGAUUUUCAAUUCAUAGCAUCUUUGUUAAUGUCUGCCCUUUAAGGGAAAUGUAGAGUUAAAUAACACUACUAGAGUUAUAAUUAUAGUUGCUAUAUUUUUUAAUGUGUAUUAAAUAUGGAGGUUACAUACUGGCUAAUGGCAACAGUGGUGCUCUAAAUAUUAAUUAUUGCAUCUUAAAAUUAGCAACGGUUUGGCAUUUUUCUUACAAAAGGCACCUAAUUUAAUUGUUUGAUCAGGAUUGCCUGAUUGAACAAUACUAAGUACCAGUGGCUGCUGCUGUUGAUUAGCUGGACGUUACUCUAGGGUUGGUAGAAUCCUAUUACUUAAAAUUUUUCAAGCUUUCCAAAUCAGAAGGAACUGAUUUUUGACUGGCUUAUUUUAAUAUUGGUAACAUUUUAUUAUAUUUUUGGUAAAAAAAUUGUAAUAUUUUUGGUAAAAAAACACAAAAUAUUGAAAUAUAAACUGAAAUUUGGUAAAAAAAACACAAGACAUUAUAAAAUGUACACCUCUUUUAGAUGGGUGUUGUGCAAUGUGAAAGGGGAAACUGAUUUAGUAACUUUUAGCAUAUUAAAAAUAUUUUUAUUAUAGUUUCCUAUGAGUGCAGAUACGAAUUUUUACUUUAACAUGUUUUAACAUCAGAAUUAAGUUUUAACAGCCUUAAAAUUAAGGUGUUAUUAAAGAAUCUUAUGGUGGUGCUAUAUAAAAAUUCUCUCAUGUGAUUGUUAUUUUUCUUUAGAUAGCACAAUGCCAAUUUUAAGUAGAUCCUUUCAAUUACAUUAUUAUUAUUAUUUUUAAUAAUGUCAUGCUGCUUUCAGUUUUUCAAUGGCAAGUGGACAGUACAUAUGCGGCAUUUUGGGCUCUGUAAGCAGAUUCUCCAAGGAACAUAUCCACAUCAUGUAAUGACCGCAUAGGUUCCGUUGAUCUAAGAUAAAUGUAAAUAAUUUUUCAAGGGAUUGUGACUAUUUAAAAAAGUAUUAAUGUACUUUCAGAAGUUUGGGGGGUGUGCUUAUGAACUUUAUAGUGUUAUCAGUUAUCAUAGGUUAUUGUUUUCAAAAUUGUGGUUUGUAUUUCCCUAUUUUAAGCUAGAAUGUGUUGUCUAAAGAAAAAUAAUGGUUUAUACAAAGGUGCAAUUAUAAGAUAAGCAUCUUAAGUUGACUACUAACAUUCUACAGAUUAUAAAGCAAGAAAACUUUGUAUAAAAUGAAGUGACCUUUUGUCUGAGGAAUAUAGUUACAAUCAGAGAUAUAUGCCGGCUCGUUUUUGGAAUAAUUGAUGUUUCUCUUCUUACAAGAGACAGUCACCAAAUAUUUGGUUUCGUUCUGUUGCUCUGGGCCUUGAGAGGGAAUAUUUACGUCUUUGGAAAGUGAAAUCACGUUCAAGAAGUGCUGGAAGCUUUACAUUUUUAGUGAUCAGAAAUAUUUAAUGUAUCUGUCAACAAGGAAGAAUUUUACCUUCAAGAAGGAGUUUAUUUCCUCAUAAGAUCAAAGAAUUCUUCUCUAUCAGUAACUUCUAGAACUUAAAAAAAAUAUAUUACAACCACACUAUGAAUCCAAGUAAAUUUUACAGUAUGUAAACAGUAACUUUUGUGUUGAGAGUAAUCAGGAAUAAAAGCAUCCCACAGGCAUCUGGCACAAAUUCCAAGAAUUUUGUUGUUGUUGUUAAAUUGGAAGUUAAUUUAUAAAUGGCCCUGUUCGUCAUCAGUAGGGAAUUUUUCCAGUUAUGUUCAUGUUGAAUGAAUUUUUAUUUAUAUAUAGCUUACCCUUCCAACAUAAAGAUUUUUUAAAAUAAGCAACAGCUGAAAGAUACUUUCUUCAAAUAUAUUUUGAAAUGCUUUUAAAGAACUGGUGUUUCUAAUCAUUUUCACAGUUUUUAAAAUACAAUACCGAAGGUGGAAAGUUUUCAUUUCUUCUUACUCAUAAUACAAGGUUUUAAAAGAUUUUUCAUAUUUCAUAUUUAAUAAAAUGAGUAUUAAGCUUAAAUUGUUAAAGCACCUGGCAGAAAAAAUAGCAUGUGUUUUCAAAAAAGGAUGGAAUGAGUUUUUGUUUUUCUUUGCUAUAAUUUGUUAACAUGACUGAUACAUCAAACUGAUCUUCAGAGGAAAAUGAAAUGCUGAUCAUUUUUAGAUUGUUUGGGCUUACAGCAGUUGUUUAAGAUUUAUGUCUUCAAAAUACCUUGAUAAAUUAAGUGACCUCUAACUUUCCUUUCCAUAUUGAGUUUACAAUUCUUAAUGGAUAAGGGAAAUUUUUGAGAAAAAAUUGCUCUUCCUUCUGUAAUCUAUUUAUCUCUACCUGAUUUUAAAAUCUAUUAGUCUUAAAGCCCUCAAUGAUAAGUGGUUAUUAUACAUUUGUACAACCAGAUUCACAUAUGACUCCAUUUGAAUCCAAAUUUGUGCACAUUUUCUUGUGCAGCAGUGUUUGUAUCAGAUUUUAACUUAUAUUUUCUCAAGUAUUAAAAUUUAAACGUAAA